Molecule: messenger RNA, 1876 nt
Organism: Triplophysa dalaica
Lineage: Eukaryota; Metazoa; Chordata; Actinopteri; Cypriniformes; Nemacheilidae
Gene: coil
Product: coilin p80
Exons: 7
Coding region: 42-1739 (565 amino acids)
Biological process (GO): spliceosomal snRNP assembly
Cellular component (GO): Cajal body
Molecular function (GO): U2 snRNA binding; U1 snRNA binding
Source: RefSeq, a predicted model, not a curated record
GUGUGCGCCUCCAUCAUCCUCAUUGAAAACUCGGCACAGGCAUGGCCGCCUCUAGUCUCAACUCCAUCAGGGUAAGAUUGUACUUCGAGUAUCCUCCUCCUGCGACACCUGAGUGUCGGAUGUGUUGGUUGUUGGUGGAUUUGAACAAAUGCCGAGUGGUCGCAGACCUGUCCAGCAUCAUAAAGGAAAAGUUCGGUUACAGCCGUAAGACCCUCUUAGACCUGUUCAUUGAAGAUUGUUACCUGACCACCACAGAAAAUAUCUAUAUAGUACGUGACAAUGACAGUAUACGGGUAAAGGUGUCCAGUUGUGUUUUUGUUAAUGGUGGUGAGGCUUACCAGAACGUUGAAACUCACAACUCCAAGGGUAAGAAAAGAGGAAGAGAGGAUGAGGUGCAGGUCUGUGCUACCCAAGCUUCAAGUAAGAAACAAAAGCAAGAAGAUGCUCAGAUCAAUGGCUCUGCACCAGCAGAUACUGGCAAGAAAAAGAAGCAUAAGAAAAAGAAAAAAAAACAGAAGUCUGCCAACAAUCCUAGCACACCUCAAAAGACUAUUCAACUUAUAGAGCAAGCCAACUCGUCUAGCAAAACCAACAAAAAAAACACUUCCAGUGUCUCAACCAGUGACAAAUCAUCGAGAACAAAGAAUCAGGAGUUAAGUUCUUCAGACAGCAGUGAGGAGGAGUCUCAAAGUAAGCCUUCUCCACCAAAACCUAAGCAGACUGGCAUUGCCAAGAAUGGCACUGUUGCUACAAGGAAAGAAGCCUCAUCAUCAGACUCCUCCGAUGGUGCAGUUAAACCAUCAACCAGCAAAAGCAACAUCCCUGUUACACCUAAACCUGUUCCACUUCCUAAACUGUCAACCUCUGUAAUAUCUAAAAUUCCUAUACAAACACCUAAACAAAGAAAGAGCUCAACCGAUUCAUCCUCCUUUUCUUCUUCUUCUUCUUCAUCACCCAGCCAAGUCAAACCCUCCGCUAAGAAAUCACAGGUACCAGGUCAACUCCCCUCAACCACGCAAAAUUGUCCUGAUCUGUCUGUUUCUGCCUCUGGUUCUAAAAAGCCCCAGAAUGAGACCGAGAGCUCCGACUCAGAUGCCAGUGAAAUAGAGCUUGUGAUUAAGAAACCAAAUUUUCAAGGAAUGGGGUUGAACAUAGCUGGUUUGAGAUCAAGUACUGGUGAAUCAGCAGGGAGGACCAGAGGUAACACGAGCGGCCAGGAGAGAGGCAGAGGUCGCGGUGGGAACAGAGGCAGUGGGAGAGGAGGCUUUGGUAGGGCCAGGGGAACACCUUGGAAACAAGACCUGCAUUACAACUAUGAGAAUGAAGAACAGCUGAAACGAAGAGAUUUACUGAUUAAUGACAGUUUUAUAAUACAGAAUCCUCCAGAACCUGAACCAGUCCCCCGAAGAGACUACACGACUUUGCCCUUACUCGCAGCACCCCCUGCAGUGGGCCAAAAGAUUGCCUUUAAGCUUCUGGAGUUGACAGAAAACUACACACCCCAUGUGUCUGAAUAUAAAGAAGGGAAGAUUAUCGCAAUCCAUCCUCAGACAAAUAUGAUAGAGCUUGAACUGCUCUCACAACGUCAAGCCCCAGCUGAACCUGGGAAGUUUGACCUGGUGUAUGAGAACCCUGAUGGAUCUGAGAGAGUAGAAUAUGCUGUCACACAUGGAUCACAGCUGACGGAGCGUUGGGAUUCUCUUCUGGAGCCCCGGCUCAUUGUGGAGAAUGAGAGAUGAAAAUCUGAUAAUACAAGUCUGAGCCAGAGCCAUGCAGUUAUCGUCAAUCUUUUAUUGUUGUCAAAUUUUUACAUCUGGUUUCAUUGUACAAUUUUUUUUAUGUGAUUUCUUAAUUUCAGCGAAAUAAAUAGUUUUUA